This is a messenger RNA of Hippocampus comes (tiger tail seahorse), 3016 nucleotides long. Its product is annotated as cAMP-specific 3',5'-cyclic phosphodiesterase 4B-like. Gene Ontology annotation, molecular function: 3',5'-cyclic-nucleotide phosphodiesterase activity. The record is from RefSeq and is a predicted model, not a curated record. NCBI's taxonomy places the organism in Eukaryota, Metazoa, Chordata, Actinopteri, Syngnathiformes, Syngnathidae. Bases 53 to 2275 code for a protein of 740 amino acids. Gene Ontology annotation, biological process: signal transduction. The transcript has 16 exons.
GUGUCGAUUUCCAAAACAGGAGAAGAAAGAAGAAACUGUCGUUCGGGAAGUCAUGAUGAAGAAAAGCCGCAGUGUUCAAGGAGUCACUUCGGGAGACGACAGGAAGGAUCCUCCUGGGUGGCAAUACCCCUCGGGCAACACUCUCGGAGUAGAGUUGUGCAAAGUCCAUCGGCGCUUUUCUGGCAACCUGCAGCUGCCGCCGUUGUCAUGGCGACAGGCGGAGAAGGAGCGGGAGCGAGGAAGUUUGGUAUCCCCGGUGGAAGACCCAGUGACUCACGCCAGGCCGACUAGUCUACCAAUCGCUUCUCUGCCCCGGAUUGACAUUACAAAGGCUGACCCCAACAGCUUGGAGGGAGAGAAUGGCCCAUCAUUGUGCUGCAGUCCCUCAGACCCUCAAGCCUCCCCGAAUUCGGGACUGGUUCUUCAUCCCAACCUGGCGAGCCACGGCCAGCGUCGAGAGUCCUUCCUCUACCGCUCUGACAGCGACUACGAAUUGUCCCCUAAGUCCCUUUCUCGAAACUCUUGCAUCGUUGGAGAACUCCACGGAGAGGACUUGAUAGUGACCCCCUUUGCCCAGGUUCUGGCAAGCCUUCGAACGGUCAGGAAUAACUUCACCACAUUGACAAAUGCGCAGUGUGCAUUCAAUAAGAGGUCCCCUGCUGCAAAUCAGUCUCCGGUGGCAAAAGUCUGUCUGUCAGAUGAGUCUUACCAGAAGCUCACUCUGGAAACCAUGGAGGAGCUCGACUGGUGUCUGGACCAGUUGGAGACCAUCCAGACCUACCGCUCUGUCAGCGACAUGGCAUCCAACAAGUUCAAAAGGAUGCUGAAUCGGGAGCUGAGCCACCUGUCUGAGAUGAGUCGCUCCGGCAACCAAGUAUCAGAAUACAUCUCCAAUACCUUCCUAGACAAACAGAAUGAGCUGGAGCUCCCGUGUCCCGUUCCCAAGUCUCGAGAAAGAAAGCGGCGGCAAGGCCAGCAGCCACAGCAGCAGCAAGGUGGGGUGAUGACUCAGAUUGGCGGGGUGAGGAAGGGCAGCUACACACCCUGUUUCUCUGGAGGCACCAACAAUCGCUUCGGGGUCAAGACGGAUCAGGAAGAACUCUUGUCGAAGGACCUGGAGGGCAUCAACAAAUGGGGACUGAAUAUCUUCAGGGUGGCAGAGCACUCUCACAACCGGCCCCUCACAUGCAUCAUGUACGCCAUCUUUCAGGAGCGAGACCUGAUGAGGACGUUCAAGAUUCCAACGGAUACGUUUGUGACGUUCAUGCUCACCCUGGAGAGCCACUACCACUCUGACGUGGCUUACCACAACAGUCUGCAUGCCGCCGACGUCGCCCAGUCCACUCACAUCCUGUUGUCCACGCCGGCGUUGGAUGCUGUAUUCACUGAUCUGGAGGUGCUGGCAGCUAUUUUUGCAGCUGCCAUUCAUGACGUCGAUCACCCGGGAGUGUCCAAUCAGUUCCUAAUCAACACCAACUCCGAACUGGCUCUGAUGUACAACGAUGAGUCAGUGCUGGAGAACCACCACCUGGCUGUGGGCUUUAAACUGCUUCAGCAAGACAACUGCGACAUCUUCCAAAACCUCAGCAAGAAGCAGAGGCAGACGCUCAGGAGGAUGGUCAUAGACAUGGUUUUGGCGACGGACAUGUCGAAACACAUGAGCCUGCUGGCAGCCCUGAAAACGAUGGUGGAGACCAAGAAGGUGACGAGCUCGGGGGUCCUUCUGUUGGACAACUACACGGACAGGAUGCAGGUUCUUCGCAACAUGGUCCACUGUGCCGAUCUGAGCAAUCCCACCAAGCCUCUGGAUCUGUACCGGCAGUGGACCGACAGGAUCAUGGACGAGUUCUUCCACCAGGGAGAUCGAGAGCGGGAGCGGGGGAUGGAGAUCAGCCCCAUGUGUGACAAACACACAGCGUCAGUGGAGAGGACGCAGGUGGGCUUCAUUGACUACAUCGUGCAUCCUCUGUGGGAGACGUGGGCCGACCUGGUCCACCCGGAUGCUCAGGACAUCCUGGAUAUGCUGGAGGACAAUCGCAACUGGUACCAGAGCAUGAUCCCCCAGAGUCCCUCUCCUCCCUUCUACUCCGGCGAAGGCGACGGGGGACCGCACGGGCAGGUGGAGGGCCUUCCCGUUGCCAGCAAAUUUCAGUUUGAGCUGACGCUGGACGAGCAGGAACGCGAAAGCGCCGAAAUGGAGACCCUCCAAGUUCUUCCUUCCGAUCAGGACGGGGUCGGCACGGCGACGCACGACGUCUCCCCGGCCGAGACAUAGCCGGACCGAGCGCUUGGUUGGAAGAGUGCAGCACCUCUUGGGAGAUCAUGUUGAAUUGCAGUGGAGAAAUCCUGCAACGUUGGCUCUUUGGAGCUUCCUGGCUGUGAGGGCCUCGCUGAAUGUGUGGCGCUCCUGCUGAGGAGCCUCGGAAACCCCGCGGCGGUUUGUUUUUGAAUCCGGGGGAUGCAAGGUGGGGGGGCUUCUGUUGGAACUGGAGAAGCUUGGCAAAUGCGCUGGCUGUCACAGAAAAAAAGUCCCCUUACGAGUGGACAAUCUUCAGUUGUGUACACGGACCGUUGGAAAAUUCCCAACUUGCACUUCAGAACAUUUGUUGAAUUCAUUUACAAACACGGCGUCACGUUGUGUUUGGAUUAAGUGGCCAACCAAGUUAUUUGGAACCUAGCCGUUUUUUUUUCUUUCUCUCUAACAUGUCUUAAAAAUGUGUGCUUUUUUUUUUUUACAACCCUAUCCUUUUGUAAAUAUUUUUUCUAAUUUAUUGAACACAUUCAUGUAGCCGUAAGACAUGUACCAUUUUCUACGGAGGGGACAUGUUUGUCUCACACAGUCUUCCUAAUGCUCUGGCAAUAGCGUGAACUCCUUCUCAAUGAAGCUUUCCGUGGCUGCGUCUCGAAAUCAAAAUCACUUGGACUUCCCAGCACACUUUGUGGCCCAAAGUGACGAAGGUAACGGUCAGGUCAACAUGUGAAACCCGAAUCAUGUGUACCGUAUGUGUGUUUUUCC